UUUAGUUUUUCUCCCUCGGAACAUCUCUUGCGUUUUCUUCACGAUGUUGUUAAGGUUUUGAGUUUUGCUAAGAACACUCCCUCAUCAAAGAGACUAAAAGAAACAGAUUGGGAUGGAGUCGACACUGUAUAUUGGAUUGAUGCCUAGAUCUAGAGCUGAUGAGUGUCUCCGGGAAUGAUCGGUCGUAUUUGUACCAGGAUCAAUAUGUCAUGCCGAAAGUGUUCAUGUGGUGCCAGUCUGUUUAUCAGGACAUUUCACACGUUGAUUUGUCUUGCCGUGCCCACAACUCUGCUUUUCAAAAAAACAGCCCUACAGCAUGCCCUGCUGGAGUUUGCUGACCCGCUGUAUGGAAUUAGCUAUGUGGUUCUCCUGGUGUUCUCGCUCAUUAUGUACUUCACAGCCUGUCUCAGCGACCCAGGGUAUGUCCCUGUUAUGGGACAUAAGAAGUCAGCUGUUGCCCGCCCCCCUCAGGAUGACAGUGAUGAAGAUGUUGACCCAGAGACAGAGGACCAUACACCUAUGUUACGGACAGCCACAGGAGAGAUAGACACAGAAAAACUCUACAGAUACUGUGAUUAUUGUGAAAUUGAGCAACCAAUGAGAAGUAAGCACUGUGAAGAUUGUAACAUGUGUGUGAGAAAGUAUGACCACCACUGUCCAUGGCUGGAGACAUGUGUCGGGGAGAGAAACCAUCGCUUCUUCUGGCUCUUUCUCCUGUCAACCUCUUUUCUCAUCGUCUGGACAUUUGUUAUCACGUGGAGGGCCUUUGAUCACGAAGAUGGUUGGGAGGGCUGGUUCCACAACAAUGUCUUCCUCUUUAUUGACAUCAUGGUGCUGAUCUUUGGUGGCUUCACUGUGUUUGGACUGCUUGCCUUUCAUUCUUAUCUGAUGGUGAAAAAUAUGACCACUUGGGAAUGUGCAGCCAGGGAAAAAAUAACAUACCUGAAAUAUCUCGACGAUGACUAUAACCCAUUCGAUCAGGGGUGCUUCCAUAAUAUGUACUAUUUUCUGUGUCGGACCAAGAGCAGAAGGUGGGAAGUGCUUUAUGAAAAGAAGACGGAAAUACGUAAAAAGAAUAGCGGGAUUGUGUAGUGAUCUUUUUUAUGUUGAGCAAAUAAUAUGCCUAAAUGAUUUUUAAAAAUAAUUUUUUUAUUUCAACACUACAUGUCAAAAUAAUUUAAUCCAAAACAUUAUGGUUUAAUGAAGUAAAACAAAAUGUUAAGAAGAAUUGGUCAGAGUCAUAUUGUGAAGUGCCAGGGAAAGGUUGAAACCAAUAUUUUAACCGAUCAAGUUUUUCUGUGAUAUACAUGUAGAUAGUGACAAUAUAUAGUAGUAUAUAUAUGCUGUUAGUCUGAUUCCGUUAGUGUGUCUAUCUCAGACUCUCCAUUACAUGACUACUAUGAAUGUAUUGUAAUGGUGUAUUGAAAACAAAAGACAAAAGUUCACAUACAUUGUAUAUAUGUUCGCCUUUAAGAUUUCACAAUGGUCAGAUAAAUCUUUUUUUUUCUUUACAUUAUAAGUAGUGUGAUGAAAAUCAGUUUUAACUUGUUUCCAUUUCAAAUGCAAUUCUUGACAAUUGUACCGCAACAUUUCUAGGCUUGCUUAAGAAGUCUUCUAUUAUAGCUAUAUAAUGUAUAUAAAGGAAACUUUAUGGAUUUAGAAAUAGUUUUUUUGAAUAUCUUAUCAGGUUUACUGCUGUGGUACGUAGAGUUUUGUACAGUAUCAUUUCUGUAAUCGUAUUUCUCGAUUUAUAUGUAAAGGGGCCAUUUGAAUACUGUAAAUGCUGUAUUGACAGUGUUAUCAUGUAUAAGCAAAAAAGUGAUAUCUUAACAUUGAUUCAUAGUAAAGUUAUUUCAGGGUUAUUUCAGUAUAUGAAGAAUAGGGUAGUAUUAAUCCUUCUUUUUAACCCUCUAUCCACUCAUCUUUUUAAGCAAAUUUUAUGAAUGACUUAAUGCCAAUCAUGAUCUAAAAUUAAUACCCCAUUUUGCUCAUAUAUUAUCACAUUGUAAUUAUUUGUGUUGCAAUUUUAUUCCUAGUUUAGCCCCUUCUGCAGUGAUACAAUUCUGUGAUAAAAAUUCAACUACAUACAUCAAGUGAUAAUCAGUUAUCAUGUCUUAACAAUCGACCAUUUAUUUUCAUAUUCCCAAUUUGAACUUGAAUUUGAAAUUGAUAAAAAAAAUCAGUCUUAUUAAAAUAUAACCUUUGUAUCAUAUAAUUAUUCUGAGAGUUAGGAGAAACUCUGAUAUUUUAUUACAAUGUAUUACCAAGUUGUAAUGAAGAUACAUGUAUUUAAUUUGCAAUAUGUAAAGCAAUAAAUUCCAUAUGAUGCCAUUAUCUGAAGUUAAGGUAAAGGAGGUGAUAUUGUGGACAAAUAUGUGACGUAGCAUUUAUGUGGAGGAACACAUCUACUUGAUAAAGAAAUACAGUAACUGUACUAUGACAUGGGUGUCACGUUUAUUGCAUAUCAUUACACACAUUUCUUUUAUGGAAUCCUGAGGAGUAGAUAAUGAUAUUGAUAAUUUACAAAGGUGUAAAAUGGAAUUACAAUGUUUUGUAAGCCAUAGAUUUUAAUCCAUCCAAAUUGUUUGGUCAUUAAAUAUCAACGAGUUUGUUAAAAGGAGUUAUGACAUGUGUCCAUUGUACUAUGUAUUGCCCGAGGUGCCGUUGAGGACUUCAAUUGUAUUGAAAGUUAAUUAGCUAUGUCAGUAAGAUAAACAAUGAAAUAAGAUGUUUUUAUAUAUUUUAUACUAAAGAUACUGAUAGACUAGAAAUAAUACUGUGUUAGAUAUAUAGUCAGAAGUAAUUUAGCAUCAAAUGAGAAAAAUUGUUUUUAUCUUGUAUUUUGGAGAUUGUAAUUACUGCAUGUAUUAUGGAAGAGGAGAACAUACAUGUGUAUUAAUAUACUGUGUAUAAACAAUAACUGUCAAAACCUGUUGAUUUUCAUGUUGUAUCAUGUAUGUUUAAUGGCUGAGAAACAUUUGGAGUAAGUACUGUAUAUCUGAUAGUUAGUUUUGUAGUGGUUCAAAUAUUUGCCAAAAAUCAGAGCAAUCCAAUCCUUAGUGGAUUUUUGGCAAAUAUUUGAAUCAUCUACAAAACUAACUAUCAGAUAUACAGAAUAUAAUCAGAAAUGUAGAUAAAUUUCUUGAUAUUUUUCCAUUCCCUGAAAAUGUUACUGCAUUUACUAGGUCAAAGGUCAAAAAGAUGCAAAGCAAGUACAUCCUGUUUUUGCUAAAUUGGGUAUACUAAUCUUUAUGAGAAGGCUCCAGGGUAGUAAACAGUUGUGAAGUUUUUCUCAAUCUUCAUUGAGCAAUCUACAAAGGGCAAUUCCAGGGGAUAAACAAAAAUCAGACUGUCAAAAUUUCAAAGUCCUAUAUGGUGGUAUAAGUAAUAAUCUACAAAUGCUGAAAAUAAGCAGAAACUCGUCGGAUUGGGUUACUGUACCCAGCUGUAAGUAUAUCUUUGAUAAAAGUAUUUCAUUUAUUUUCUCAGCUUUAAAAAUAUUGCUGCGUUAUCUAAAAAAAAAUCAUCGACACAUGUGUGCUUAUGGUGGAAUAUACACUGUAUAUCUAA
Messenger RNA from Pecten maximus, 3570 nucleotides. Its product is annotated as probable palmitoyltransferase ZDHHC12. Bases 175 to 1092 code for a protein of 305 amino acids. The record is from RefSeq and is a predicted model, not a curated record. Gene Ontology annotation, cellular component: Golgi apparatus; endoplasmic reticulum. The transcript is spliced from 6 exons. Gene Ontology annotation, molecular function: protein-cysteine S-palmitoyltransferase activity. Gene Ontology annotation, biological process: protein targeting to membrane; peptidyl-L-cysteine S-palmitoylation. Lineage: Eukaryota; Metazoa; Mollusca; Bivalvia; Pectinida; Pectinidae.